Messenger RNA from Adineta steineri, 312 nucleotides. The record is from the annotation of a GenBank genome assembly. Lineage: Eukaryota; Metazoa; Rotifera; Eurotatoria; Adinetida; Adinetidae.
AUGACUACUAGCACAAGAAAAGAUAUUGUUUAUGUUGUUGUUGAUCUCUGGCCAUUGGAAGAUAAAACUGAAGAUGUUAAAAAAAUCUUAUAUGAUACUAUAGUUGAAGCAAAAAAAGACCGAACAUGUUUAAAAUAUGAAUUAUGUGAAAAUUUAAAUGAAAAAUCUCAAGUUACACUUCUUCAAGCAUGGUCGAAUGAGCAAGCACUUGAUCAACAUUUAACAAGUGAAAUUAUCAAUAAGGCUAGUGAAGAACUUCGUCAACUUCUAACCAAACCAACAGAAAUUCGUCGUUAUAAAAACCUUGGUUAA